AUGCAUAAGCGGUUCAGACGUCUGCUGCGUUUGUCCGAACAGCAGCGGAAGAUCGCCUGCCACGUGGUACUUGCGGUAGCAACACACUCAGUCUUCGCGACGGUGAUUGCCAUCAUGCUGGGCUUGGCGCAGACGGGCGCGGCUGGAGCCGUAGGAGGAGCAGCAGCGACGCUGCCAGGAAUACUCUACAGCACUCCUAAUACAGUUUAUAUCCGCAAUCUUUCGCCGCUUGUUACAGAGCAGCAUAUUCGUCAAAUUUUUUCACUCUGUGGAGAUAUUUUGAACAUCGCUUUCAAGGCAUACUCGAACAAUCCUUCACAAAGGUACUGCGAACUUGAAUUCAAGGAUUCAGCGGGAGUGACCGCUGCCUCUCAGCUGAACAAUACCCCUCUACUCAACGUGCCCAUGAGCGUUUCAGUGGUGGAGCCCCCCGGAGGUGGUACAACCAUAAGCAGUACCAGACUGUCUCAGCCGACACAAGCAGCAGUUUCACCGGGUUUGGCAACUCCCGCAAAUCCUGCGGCCACUUCAGCACCAGCGCUUGCAGGAGGGGCUGCAUGUGCUGUUGGUGGUGCCAGUGUUGUUCCUGGUGCUACAAUGCUGCAGCAGCUCCAACAGGAACAGCUCAAGCAGCUACAGCAGCAGCUGUUGUCCGGAGGAAGUACCGCUGCUGCGUCGCUGCUCGCAGGCAUGCCAGGAGCACUCGCUGCUCUUGGCGGCCUCGUAGGAGGUGCAGCAGCAUUCGGCGCUAUGCCGUUGAACAGUCAGUUGAGUGUCGUUGAAAUCGCCAUGCAGAAUCAUAUGAGCAAUCUGCAGGCAGUACAGGCCGCGGCCUUGCAGGCGAAAAUCCUGGCAGAGAAGAAGAAGACCGAGUUAGGACUGGGAGUUACAUUGGGUCCUACUUCGCCUGGAGGACAGUUACCGGCGGCGGCGUCACUGGUCACGGGGUGCGGGUACAAACAAACGGAAAUGCAGCAGCUAGCCAAGACGCUGUUCGUGGAAGGCUUUCCUGAGACGUAUGAAGAAGAGGAAGUGCGACUGCUUCUGAAGGACUUUGGAAAUGCAGACCUGAUGAUGGGACUGCACGCAACCAAGAGAACCAAGUACGCCCUUGUGGAGUUCGAGACUGCGGAGGAGGCUGCUGCCGUCAAAAGCAUGGACGGCAAGCCCAUUGGAGACAUUGCUCUCACAGUGAAGAAUUCCCAAUCGGUAGUGACAUUUCGAGACCCAGACGGGGUUCUCUUCGACGUCCCAGCACCUCCAAUUCUUGCUGUGCUCAAACAGCAACAAUCGCAGGAAGUUCAGCAGCAGGAGCUGCGGCAAAAAUUGAAAGAGGCCGAUCAAGUGCGAUCUGUGCAGUACAUACCGUAG
Ochotona princeps (American pika) is the source of this 1371-nucleotide messenger RNA. RefSeq lists its product as uncharacterized. The record is from RefSeq and is a predicted model, not a curated record. Lineage: Eukaryota; Metazoa; Chordata; Mammalia; Lagomorpha; Ochotonidae. Gene Ontology annotation, molecular function: RNA binding.